Molecule: messenger RNA, 2888 nt
Organism: Cervus elaphus (red deer)
Lineage: Eukaryota; Metazoa; Chordata; Mammalia; Artiodactyla; Cervidae
Product: killer cell lectin-like receptor subfamily E member 1
Exons: 8
Coding region: 178-903 (241 amino acids)
Biological process (GO): stimulatory C-type lectin receptor signaling pathway; positive regulation of natural killer cell mediated cytotoxicity
Source: RefSeq, a predicted model, not a curated record
AAAAGAAUAAAGCUUCCUGUUGGUUAAUUAUGAAACCUUGCACAACAAGUAGUUUUUCUACCGAGGCACAGGUUCUGAUUCUGUUCCAACUUACCAGGUCCUGCUUUCUCAGACUUACACAAACUAACUCAUAGCACAAGGAAUUCCCUCCUCAUUUCAGUUUUUUUCUACAUAAAGAUGGAUGAAGAACCCAUAAUUUAUAGUAUUACUACUCUAAACCAGGAUUUUCAGCAGAGGCAUACACCAAAAAAUAUUAAGCAUAAAUUGAAUCCAAAUGAAUUGCCAUUAACCAAGAAGAAGCUGAAACACCAGAAACCUUGUAAAAGACAGCACAAAAAUAUAGCAGAAGAUGUCAAUGAUGAAGGAGAUGUCUUGCCUCUUCCAUGGAGACUCAUUUCUAGCAUGCUGGGUGUCUUGUGCCUUCUCCUAAUGGCCACAGCCAUUGUCGUAGCUGUUGUUACUGCAAACUUGUCUUCCAAAAAACCACCUCUCAAAAUCCAGCAGAAAGAGAACCUGUGUCUUGGACCUCAGUGUCAUUCUUGUCCAGAGAAUUGGAUUUGGUUCAGAUGCAGCUGUUACUACUUUUCCAAGGAAGAGUUAACUUGGAGAGAGAGUCAAAGUGCCUGUUCAUCUCUAAAUUCCAGUCUCAUCAAGAUAAACAAGGAGGAGAUGCAUUUCUUCUCCUUAAAAACUUUCUUUUGGAUUGGAGUCUACUAUAAUGAAACUGGCAGGCACUGGCUGUGGGAAAAUGAUUCACUUCUGCCUUCUGAUAUGUUUUCUCUUUCUACACCUACAUUAAGACAAAACUGCCUAUCUUACAAAUCAAGAGAAGUUUAUUUAAGUGAAAGCUGUGGAAUUAAACAGACUUACAUUUGUGGGCAAGGUUUUAUAUUUGACAUCUGAGAGUUCCUUUGGCAGCCUUACUUUGACAGUCAUAUUUCCAGAAAUGAUGACUUCAUUUUCACCAUCUUCAUGGAUUUAUUUCAGUUGGGUUUUGGUGCAGUGUUAUCACAGAUUAGCACAAAGCAUAGGCCUCUGCAUCUGAUCUCAUAGGCUUCUACUACACACCAGACUUUUGAUUCUUAAAGUUGACCCCAUUGUUUCCUAUUGGAGGAGACCACAGAACACUGGGCAUUUCUCUCUAUCUACUCCUGGUAGAUUAAUUACAUCAGGUGUUUGACCCCUUCUUCGAGUUACCUGUGAUGCAUCACCGCUCUCAGCACUUUUCCAAACAAUAGUGUUACUAUUUCACUUUGCUCAACCAAUUCCAGCAACACGACUUUAAUCUGUACCAGGCCCUCAGUUUUUGAGAUUAUUUAUAGCCUGACAGUUGUGUUUGUUUUCGUAUGAAGCCACUCAAAAUGGCUAAUAUUUAAGGUGUUUAAUGGAGCGCCAUGACCCAUAUCAUUCUUGGGCAUCUAGUUGUUUUUGAAUUUUAGUAUGGCUUCCUCAAAAAUUUAUGAAAGAAACGAAAGAAAGACUCUACUUUCCUUUUUCUUAGUAAGUCAGUUUGAUCACUGAAUGAGGCUGUCCCCAGAAAGAUGCAUGCAUGUGGGUGUGUGUGUGUGUAUUUUCAACCAAAAAUAAAACAUAUAUAUAGUAGGGAUUUGGCAUCUAUAUAUAGUUCUAUUACUGGAAAAAAAAAUGUAGUUAGAACCAACUAGGUCCAAGAUAGUGGAAGAUUUAACUUUCAGUAGACCUUGAGCCUCUUUAUAUGCUCAUUAUAAUUCGUUAGCAUAAGCUAAAGGGCAUACCUACAGCCACCAUGACAGUUCUGAAGCUAACCAUAAAAGGGAACAAAGUGGGCACUGGACCAGUUCCUGGAAAUCCCUGCCCCUUCCCCAAAAUGUUGGAAAAAUUCCCCUAUUCAUUGUGUGUGAUUGGUCAUUCAGUUGUGUCUGACUCUUUAUGACCAUUUGGACUGUAGCCCACCAGGCUCCCCUGUCCAUGGGAUUUUUGAGGCAAGAAAACUGGAAAGGGUUGCUAUUUCCUCCUCCAGGGGGUCUUCCUGACAUAGGAUCAAACCCAGGUCUCUUGCUUUGCAGGCAUAUUCUUUAUCUGCUGAGCCAUCAGGGAAGCCCCGAAAUUACCCAGUCCAUAAAAAUGAAUCACCCCAUAUUUUGGGGCCUCUUGCCUUCUGAGAUGGCUGCACUCUGUCUGUGGAAUGCGUUUCUCUCUAAAUAAAUCUACUUCUUACCUUAAAAAAGAGAGAGAGAGAGAAAACAAGUAGUGUGACUGUAUCUUGUACUUACAAUCCCUGAACUGGUGCCAUCUUUAACCCUUUUUAUUAUCUGUUGGUUUUCUUAUUCAUCUCUUAAGGCUUUGUCUCGUGACAAACAUGGAUUUUAAAAUCUUAGUGCUUUAAAUUCUUAGCUUUCUAUAAUCUUCCUAAAACUUUCAUUUAAAUACAGAGGUUUUAUAGCUAGUUGCUAGGAAUGGAUUGCUUCCUUCCACAUGUUCUGUAAAUCAUGCCUGUCUCAUUCACUUAUUAUUUUAGGAAUUAUUUGUAUCAUGUUGGCAUAAUCUAGUUUUUUGUUUUGUUUAGCAUGAAUAUCUAUAUGUGUGUUCUUAUAACUUUCUUGUCCAGUUGCAAUUUAGUUCCCUAAGGGGGAAUAAUUCAAUUUUCAAAAAAUUUUAUUUUAUUUUUUAUAGAAGUGGAAAGUAUGCCAGGUAUUUGAGAGCUUUUCCUGAUAAUGCAUUUUCUUUCCCAUUAUUUUCUCCUAAAAAAUAUGCUACCCAAUGCACUCACUUGAAAAUAAAUCUCUGGGGAAUAAAUAUAUCAUUUAGAAUAUGAUUGUAACAUUUGCAUCAUCACAUAUAUGACUUGCAUUAAUGAUUUCUCCAUCCUCAUGUAAUUCUAACUUUCAUUAAAGACUUUUCCAGCCUCA